Misgurnus anguillicaudatus (oriental weatherfish) is the source of this 1881-nucleotide messenger RNA. RefSeq names its product cyclin G1 (gene ccng1). Lineage: Eukaryota; Metazoa; Chordata; Actinopteri; Cypriniformes; Cobitidae. The record is from RefSeq and is a predicted model, not a curated record.
AGGCGGAGUGCGCAUGAUCGCCUGACGCCAAGGGUCGGGGUGUGCAGCACGCAGAAAUUAAACUUGCUUUAAACUUACAUACUUUUUUAUUUUUGUGUUUUAUUUCUUAAACUGAAAGCCUUAUAAACUUGCUUAUUUUAACUAUCAGCUCUUCAAUAAAGAUGAUUGACCAGGUUAUGGGAUCAGGGGCUUUGCCCUUUGCAGUUCAGCUCAAAGCUCUUCUGGAACAAGAGUUUAGAUAUCAGCCCAAACUCACUGGACUCCGAGUCAUUGAGUCCGCUCAGGACAAUGGUCUGAGAGUGACCGUCAAGUUGAGAGAUUAUGAAGUGAGAGAUCUCCUCUCCUUGACCCGGUUCUUUGGCUUCAGUGCCGAGACUUUCUCUCUUGCUGUGAAUUUUCUGGAUCGAUUUCUGGCUGUGAUGAAGAUUCAGCCCAAGCACCUGUCAUGUGUCGGCCUUUGCUGUUUCUACAUCGCUGUAAAGAGUUCAGAGGAAGAGAAGAACGUUCCUUUGGCCAAUGACCUCAUCAGGAUCAGCCAGAACCGCUUUACUGUCCAUGACAUGAUGAGGAUGGAGAAGAUCAUUCUGGAAAAGCUUUUCUGGAAAGUUAAAGCACCAACUGCCCUUCACUUCCUUAGAUUCUUUCACUCUCGAAUUCAAGAGCAGGUGGAUGCAGAAAGUAAGAGUAUCCUGAAUAUCGACCGGCUUGAGGCCCAGUUGAAGGCUUGCCACUGUUCAUUUACCUUCACUAAAAUCAAGCCUUCCCUGCUUGCUUUGUCACUGUUGGCUCUGGAGAUCCAGGAACAGCAUGAAGACGUUACCACUCUGAAAGAGGCACUGGUUGCUCUACAAGAGAGUUUGAGCGUUAAAGAUGGAGAUCUGGUUUGCGUGAGAGAACUUGUUGCCAAGUGCCUGGCUGAGUAUGCCACCACCAAAUGCUUAAAGCCAAAUGGCCAGAGACUGCGAUGGAUGAUUUCGGGUAGAACCGCCCGACAACUGAAGCACAGUUACUACAAGAUUGCUCAUCUACCAACAAUUCCUGAAUAUGCUUGUUAAGAUGGUGUUGGGUGCCUAUAAUUUAGCAACUAAAUGUCUUUGUCCUUAUGAAACGCAUCUAUAUUGUGGGCACCCAGCACUUAUUUCUUUACAAGGUUUCUUUUUAGCAAAGUCUAGCACACUUUGUUCCUUCCCUCCCCAGUCUUUGUUCUUCAUGACACCUGCCAUGAUUAUUUAUUUGACAUUAGCACUAAAUCUGCAACCGGUGAAGAUUUUCUAGUCAAGGGCUAAUUUCAGCAAGUUGAUCGGAUGGCUUGCACAUGUACAGUAUGUUCAUUUGAAUCGGCGCUAAACGUGCUGGUUGUUUAAGGCAAUGAAGUAUGGAACCGCCUAGGUCCUCAGUCCACUGUGUGGAAGAGGAGGGAGAAGGGUUUUGUGAUUCGAGACAACAACGAAACCAAGAGAUCAGGCCCAAAACCCUUAACUCCCACCCUAGGUUGUCAACUGUUGUAAUGCACACUCCUACCCAAGGUGAUGAGAGAAGUUUCUUUUCUUUUUAUUUUACGGUGUUCUGGAUUCUGAGGUGACGUGAUGAAAACGGAAUACUUAAUGUUUUAAUAUACCUUUAAUGGAAAAACUAGCUAACUAGGCUGAAGUUUAUUUUACAUUUGGUUACAUUACAGUUGCUUGUAACUAUAUAACCAUUUGUUUAUCCCUGGUAUAAAUUGUCAAACUAACAAAAUGAUUGGUUAAAAAUAAAAUUGAAGUUCCAAGUGAAUACACAUGCUAAAGAUUUAUCUUUGUUUUGGCUCUAAUGGAAAUGGGAGCUGCACCCAGCCAAUUUAUGUAGUUGAACCUUUCAAUAAAAUUAUUGAAAUGUUAAUAA